Homo sapiens (human) is the source of this 3350-nucleotide messenger RNA. RefSeq names its product solute carrier family 10 member 2 (gene SLC10A2). The transcript is spliced from 6 exons. Gene Ontology annotation, cellular component: apical plasma membrane; microvillus; membrane. NCBI's taxonomy places the organism in Eukaryota, Metazoa, Chordata, Mammalia, Primates, Hominidae. The record is from RefSeq and is marked reviewed. Bases 169 to 1215 code for a protein of 348 amino acids.
ACUUCCCUAAGGUGGCUUUCAAAAGAGACACCAAGUGACAUAUUUUUAGGAGGGGUUUAAAAGUUUGAUGGGGUAGAAGUAAACGUUGCUUAACUCAACCAGCAGCAGAGCCAGGGCCCAGGGACCAGCGCUUCUGUGGACUUGGCCUUUCCAGCAGCAGACCCAGCAAUGAAUGAUCCGAACAGCUGUGUGGACAAUGCAACAGUUUGCUCUGGUGCAUCCUGUGUGGUACCUGAGAGCAAUUUCAAUAACAUCCUAAGUGUGGUCCUAAGUACGGUGCUGACCAUCCUGUUGGCCUUGGUGAUGUUCUCCAUGGGAUGCAACGUGGAAAUCAAGAAAUUUCUAGGGCACAUAAAGCGGCCGUGGGGCAUUUGUGUUGGCUUCCUCUGUCAGUUUGGAAUCAUGCCCCUCACAGGAUUCAUCCUGUCGGUGGCCUUUGACAUCCUCCCGCUCCAGGCCGUAGUGGUGCUCAUUAUAGGAUGCUGCCCUGGAGGAACUGCCUCCAAUAUCUUGGCCUAUUGGGUCGAUGGCGACAUGGACCUGAGCGUCAGCAUGACCACAUGCUCCACACUGCUUGCCCUCGGAAUGAUGCCGCUGUGCCUCCUUAUCUAUACCAAAAUGUGGGUCGACUCUGGGAGCAUCGUAAUUCCCUAUGAUAACAUAGGUACAUCUCUGGUUUCUCUCGUUGUUCCUGUUUCCAUUGGAAUGUUUGUUAAUCACAAAUGGCCCCAAAAAGCAAAGAUCAUACUUAAAAUUGGGUCCAUCGCGGGCGCCAUCCUCAUUGUGCUCAUAGCUGUGGUUGGAGGAAUAUUGUACCAAAGCGCCUGGAUCAUUGCUCCCAAACUGUGGAUUAUAGGAACAAUAUUUCCUGUGGCGGGUUACUCCCUGGGGUUUCUUCUGGCUAGAAUUGCUGGUCUACCCUGGUACAGGUGCCGAACGGUUGCUUUUGAAACGGGGAUGCAGAACACGCAGCUAUGUUCCACCAUCGUUCAGCUCUCCUUCACUCCUGAGGAGCUCAAUGUCGUAUUCACCUUCCCGCUCAUCUACAGCAUUUUCCAGCUCGCCUUUGCCGCAAUAUUCUUAGGAUUUUAUGUGGCAUACAAGAAAUGUCAUGGAAAAAACAAGGCAGAAAUUCCAGAGAGCAAAGAAAAUGGAACGGAGCCAGAGUCAUCGUUUUAUAAGGCAAAUGGAGGAUUUCAACCUGACGAAAAGUAGACAUCAAGUGGACAAAACAGACGAGUUCCAAAUUACGUUCUUAAACCGUAACUAUAUUUAAUUAUUUGUUUUGGUAGGACAGUUGGCAGAAAAGAGUUAAAGUGAAAAUUGGAAUUUCAUUGGAAUUCAUGUAUUGGUUUCAGUACCAAGUGACUGGUGGCCCAAUUCUUUAAUGGGACAAAUAUUGUUUCCUAUAUAUAUGUAUAUGUUUUAUAUAUGUAUGUAUACUCAUAUAGAUAUAUUGUCAUUGAAAUAUUCCCCCAAAAUAUUCUCAGACUAAACCUGACAUAGGGAACACCGAGAAUGAAAACAUCUUUAACACCAAAACUGAAUUCUUAUGCAGAAUUUCCUAGCCCAUAGAUGACAACCUGACUUUCUGUAUGUUAAAGUAGAUGUAAUGAAUUAUUAUUAUUACAGUGGUCACGAUUUUCUUCAGUGUUUAUGAUUAUAAAAAUUGACAUGAACAUCUUUCACUGACAUUUUAAUCAUUAUUUUAAAAGCUUUGCAACCUAUAUAUUUAUAUAACUUUGUAAUAUAACAUGGGCAAAUAUCUGACUUCUGUAUUUUUAAAAAGUUGCCUUCUCCAGUGGCAGUCCAAAAGCAGAAAUGAGAGGAAAUUAUUACAAAAUAGAAUUCAAUAACCAUAUUGGAUGCAGGCUCUUAACUCAGCAGGGAUAUCGUACAUCUAUUGCUCUACCUCAGGGGUCCAGUGAUACCCACUAGAUCUUCCAAGGAAAAACAUAAUUCUUUCAAACGGUGUGUAUUUGGCAAAGAGCUCUUCAAAUCUGGGAGAGGGACUUCCUCAAGGUUUUCCUGUGUGCAGUGGAUCCACAUAGCUAAUAUGACAGCUAGUCAGUUGACAGGGACCACCCACAGUAAGCACCAUGGUCAGGGAGGUGGCAGGAGGUGCAAAGACAGAAGUAUUGAGAGAAACACCAAGACUCUAGUGGAGGAAUUAAUUCAAUGGGAGAUAGUAUAAAAUACAUAGAAAACACAAGUAACAGAAACCUGGUUGAAAUGCUUAACUAGAGUCAAUUAGAUGUGCAGGAGUAAGUAGUAUAAGAAGAAUCAAGUCCGAGAGUGAUCAGGAAAUGAGUAUUAAACAGUAUUUGAAACAGAGAACGUGUCCCAGGGCCCAAAAGUCAGAAGGGCCCCACCAGCCAGGAAAGUUGUUUCAAUGCUGUAAGUAGGUGUAGCCAAGGGAAGCCAGGACUAUCUGAUAUACGGUAGCAGGGGUUUACGGCUGCCAGGGGAAAAUAACUCAUCAAGUGUUGGACUUUCAAUUAUAAGAUCGAAUUUAAUUUCCUUUCCCUCAUUCUGCAGCAAUCAGAAUACACAAUCUUAACCACUCGGUCCUUAGUGGUUUUGUUCCAUUUUGCAUUGGGUAUUUUCACUGCCUCAUAGAGUCUAUUUCAAGUGUUUUGGCUGAAAGGGCUUUUUGCAUUUGCAUGUUCUGAGUUCAGAUUCUGCUGGUGCACCCAAGCAUUAUGGGAACAGGAACUCAACUUAGCUCUUCCAGUAGAGGGGUGAGGGAUUCUGCUUUUCAAAUUCAUAACAUUGAUCUUUUUAUGCAAGAUUUCCAUUUACAGUUGAAUAAGUACUUCAUAUUUUUCCAUCAUUAGACAAAUACAAAAUGGACUAAAUAAUUUUAAGAGAUAGUGGAGGAGAGGGGGUACAGACUUCCUUCUUAGAGAGUGUCAGAGAAUAUGCUCCCAAUGGUGGAAAGGAAGAUUUACAGUCUAGCGGCUAAGUACCUCCUACACAUUUCCCAUCAAUCAGAAAAUAGACAGGUACACUAAAGGGACCCUGAGAACUCCUCUUGUAAUUUCAACACACCCAAAAUCAAGGGCCUGGAUGCCAGCAGCUGCAGCAAGCAGGUUUUUCCUCCCUGUUGAGCAAGACAGGUGAGCAAGAUAGGACUUGGCUUUCUUACAUGAUGCGGUAACUUGUGACUUGAGUCUUUUUCCCUAAUUUGCUAGUGGGAAGAAAAAUAGCUGAGCUUUCUAAAAUGAUAGCUCUCUAUUUUUAAAUGAAUUUGAAAAGUCGAUUAAAUUAUGUAUUUUAUUGCCUCUGAGUAUCAUAUUAAAUGAAUAUUUUAUUUUAAAGGCUUAAAUAAAUGAAAAUGAUUUUUGUAA